AAAAAAAAAAAAAAAAAAAAAAAAAAUUCGAGCAAAAACGGAUGGAUCGUCAGGAACCAAGCCAGCGGACAAGUCGUAAUCGCUACUGGUUUUGGUCUUGGGGCAGUGUCUGGUAGGAUCCCGACCGUGCGUCUCAAGGGGGCGCAGCACAACUGCAUUUUGGAAUGCUGCUAUUGGGCUUUUCCGGUAUAUAAGUUGGGACCGGAAUCGUCCUUUACAUUGAAUAGAAUCCAGCAGAACCACAUUGAAAACAGAAAACCGCCGAGGUGAUCAUAUAUCAAAAGAACAAGUCCUGAUUGUUCUCGUUGAAACUUAGUGAAAACUCUCAAGAGUUGAAAGCGGUCUUGCCUUAUCUCGUGACUUAUCAAUAAUAAUCAUUGAUUGUCCCCCCGCCACCGUCAACUCCCUUUCUCCUCUUCCCUUCCUCUCUACUUCAAAGACACCCCCGGGUCUCUCUCAAAUCUCAAUUCAAAUAUCGAAACACAUAAUGCCUGGACUUACCACUUCUCCGGAGUCAAUCUCCGCCCCUCCCUCCUUCAGCGUCAACAGGGCCUCUCGGUCAUCUUCGGCAUCACGACCAGCCCUCACGCUCGAUCUCUCUAAUCUUCCAACAAUGUCUCAACCAGCCAAGCCAACAAACACCCUCAUCAUAACCGAACUCAGCAAUAUCCUCCUCUUCCAACCCGCCUCUCUUGCCACUCUCCGCGCACAACUCGAAUCCAUCGCGCCCCUGAACUCAUUCUCUCCGCUCCCCUCUCUCCGCCGCCUCAUCUGUUCCUUCUACACUGAAGAAGACGCUCUCGGGGUCCGGAAACUCCUCGACGGCCAACUCCUUGAGCACAACGUUCGCCCGAAGGUCUACUUCGGUGAACCCACCCCAAUCCUGGAUGAAGAGGAAUCCCGCCGCCCAAAGCUCCUGGAGGCCCCCCAUGCCGACAAGCUCUUUUUCAUCAGCCCGCCACCCAGCCCCCCGCACGGAUGGGUCAUGCGCAACGAGGAACCCCCGAACAAGGAGGUGCACGCCAGCGAUCUCGCCAGCGCCCUGGCCAAGUUGAAGACCGAGCAAUCUAGUGUCCACGAGGUUAUCAACCAGACCUGUGAACCCGGUACCCCGAUGUCCAUGACCUCUGAUAAGCGCACGGGGAGCUGGCCCGUCUCUAUGUCCGGACAGCGCAGCAGAAGCAGCACCCUUAUUUACCACCCUGAGGAACAUGGCGGAAGUCCCAAUCUGCCUGCUGUUAUGGUCGAGGAUACGACCAUCAUGGUGGAUGACUUGGAAAUGGAUGUGAGCCCCAUUGAGAUGCCGAUACGGAAGGCUCCGCCGAAGACGUCUCGACCUCCUGUUGAAUUGAUGUGUUGAAUGCAUGAGAUUUGAUACGUGGUCGUUUUAGCAAUUUGUGGAUACGUUUAGGAUGUGCUUUAGCGUGUGCAUUUGGCUUGUUUUUCCAUCUUUGUAUACUUGCAUGGGUUUCUAUGUUGUUAUCUGGGAUGCAUUGAUGGUUUUUCUAUCUCUUGUGCUUUAUUGAAUCAUUGGCGGGGCGUUUUGGAGGAUAUUGUGAUCAUGACACAUACGGAGUUGGUUUGCUUCCCCUGCAAUAAUUUAGAUACACAUUUAUGCCAUAUAUAGGUCGAAUUACUUAUUUACUUGCACAUAUCUUUCUCAUGUGA
Aspergillus pseudonomiae is the source of this 1668-nucleotide messenger RNA. It is a transcript of the gene cbpA, whose product is annotated as putative calcineurin binding protein. Bases 488 to 1360 code for a protein of 290 amino acids. The transcript has a single exon. NCBI's taxonomy places the organism in Eukaryota, Fungi, Ascomycota, Eurotiomycetes, Eurotiales, Aspergillaceae. Gene Ontology annotation, molecular function: nucleic acid binding; calcium-dependent protein serine/threonine phosphatase regulator activity. The record is from RefSeq and is a predicted model, not a curated record. Gene Ontology annotation, cellular component: nucleus; cytoplasm. Gene Ontology annotation, biological process: calcium-mediated signaling.